AUGAGAAAGGAGUUUGAGGCUUUGGAGGCUAAUUUGACUUGGGACAUAGUUGAGUUACCCAGUGGUAAGAAGCCUAUUUGCUGCAAAUGGGUAUACAAAGUCACAUAUAGAACUGAUGGGAGCAUUGAGAGGUACAAGGCUAGGUUAGUGGUCAGGGAUCAAGUAGAGAGGAUUGAUUUUCAUGAAACUUUUUCCCCUGUAGUAAAAAUGUCUACUAUCAAAACUCUUGUUGCUAUUGCUAUUAAACAGAAUUGGUAUCUUUUUCAAUUGGAUGUAAACAAUGUAUUCUUGCAUUGGGAUUUGGAUGAGGAAGUUUACAUGAAACUUCCCCCCUGGAUUAUCAGUACCUGCUUUUGCUUCUUCUCCUGUUCCUUUAGUCUGCAAGUUACAGAAGUCUCUUUAUGGACUGAGACAGGCUCCAAGGCAAUGCUCCUCCCUGUCAUAUGUCCAUUAAAAUUACAUGAGACGCUCAAAGCUGCAGUGGGUGAUCCUUUACCCAAUCCUCCGACUUACAGAAGUCUAAUUGGUAAACUAAACUUCCUCACUCAUACUAAACCUGAUUUGGCUUUUGUUGUCCAACACUUAAGUCAGUUCAUGCAACUUCCUUGUAUCCCUCAUGUGAAGGCAGCUUUGCAAUUGUUAAGUUCUGUUCUGGUUUUCUGUGAUAAUCAAGCUACAAUUCACAUUGCCAAGAACUGGUAUUCCAUAAGUGCACUAAACACAUUGAAUUGGACUGCCACUUUGAUUUCAUUGCAUCACACUCCCACUUCCACUCAGUUUGCAGAUAUACUUACCAAGAGUCUACCUGGUGCUGCUCAUCAUUUUCAUAUUCGCAAGUUGGGGGUCUAA
Messenger RNA from Lycium barbarum (goji berry), 849 nucleotides. RefSeq lists its product as uncharacterized. NCBI's taxonomy places the organism in Eukaryota, Viridiplantae, Streptophyta, Magnoliopsida, Solanales, Solanaceae. The record is from RefSeq and is a predicted model, not a curated record. The coding region runs from base 1 to 849 and encodes 282 amino acids. The transcript has 3 exons.